Paramecium tetraurelia is the source of this 825-nucleotide messenger RNA. RefSeq lists its product as uncharacterized. The record is from RefSeq and is a predicted model, not a curated record. Gene Ontology annotation, biological process: fatty acid biosynthetic process. The transcript has a single exon. Gene Ontology annotation, molecular function: [acyl-carrier-protein] S-malonyltransferase activity. Lineage: Eukaryota; Ciliophora; Oligohymenophorea; Peniculida; Parameciidae.
AUGAGAAGAAUUUUGCAUCUCUUUCCAGGCCAAGGCAUCUAAAAAGUGGGUAUGCAUGCAUCUCUUGAUUCUCAUCAAUAUCUGAAUCUAGUUAAAUAUGUGCCAGGCUUAUAAAAAUGCAUUGAGGAAGGACCUCAAGCAAUUCUCAAUUAAACUGAAUUCACACAACCAGCCAUCUUCAUCUGUUCAUACCUUCGAUAUUAAUAGAUCCCUGAUGCUGAAAUAUAAUACGCUAUCGGACAUUCAGUCGGAGAAUACGCAGCCUUGACAAUAGCAGGUCAUCUGGAUCCAUAGGAGACUGUCCAAUUACUAUACAAAAGAGGCUGUAUAAUGAGAGAUUGCAGUAAAGGAAGAUAAAUGGGUAUGUUGGCAGUGGCAAGCACCUAGGAUUUCACUCAAAUCGUAUAGAAGGUCUUGGUGAAAAAUCAGAUUAUCGAACCUGCUUUAUACAAUUCCUAAAAUUAAUUGGUCUAUUCUGGAGACAAGGAAUCUUUGAAAUUGAUGCAAGCAGAAUUGAAAAAACAGAAGGUCAAUUCCUUAUUCUUAGAAGUAUCAGCAGCCUUCCAUUGUUCUCUGUUGUCCUAAGGCAAACUAGAAUUUGAGAAAGAACUAUAAAAAUAUGUUAAGUUCAAUCCAAAAAGUGAAAUCAAAGUAAUAAGGAAUAUUGAUGCCACUGUCUAUGAAAAUAGAGAUUAAGUAAUUGAAGGUCUGAGAGAUCAAUUAGAUCAUCCAGUGAUGUUUUAAUAGAGUUAUCAGAAAAUUAAAGAUCUAAAUUUGCAAUGCAUUGAAUAUGGAAGCAACAUUUUAACUAAGUUUUUAAGUUGA